Messenger RNA from Bactrocera dorsalis (oriental fruit fly), 1325 nucleotides. It is a transcript of the gene btn, whose product is annotated as homeobox protein Hox-B10a. Bases 629 to 1240 code for a protein of 203 amino acids. Gene Ontology annotation, biological process: positive regulation of transcription by RNA polymerase II. The transcript has 3 exons. Gene Ontology annotation, molecular function: DNA-binding transcription factor activity, RNA polymerase II-specific; RNA polymerase II cis-regulatory region sequence-specific DNA binding. Gene Ontology annotation, cellular component: nucleus. NCBI's taxonomy places the organism in Eukaryota, Metazoa, Arthropoda, Insecta, Diptera, Tephritidae. The record is from RefSeq and is a predicted model, not a curated record.
CUCUUCAAAUUGCUCUUCGUCCCAAAUGCAGCAAUUUUACUUGUUUGCAUACCCAUUGAGCCAGAAAUGGGCCUCACGUCGUCGGAUCUUCUUGAAACUUUCAAAGAGUCCGUAGAGCAAAGCGAUGUCAGUUCUUGCACAAGAAUGCAAAACAUGUUCUUUACUUUCGUAAUAGAGUUAAACGAAUUGUAAACGUUGUUCAGACGUACGUCCUUCUAUGAUAAAAUGCCAAACAAUACUGAACAAAAACAUCAUGACAGCUUGACAACACUCACACGUGAUCAGUCAAAAAUUCAAUUGAAAAAAGUACCUCCAAUUGGAUCACCCGUUACAAACAUAGCCAUGCAAAAGACUUGUAUCGACCACACAUAAUAAGGCUCAUAAGUGAAAAACCAUAUGGACUGCCGCACAAUAAAUUGUCCACACACAUGCAUACACUCAUUUAACUUUAUGACCAAUCAUGGUUGAGAUAUACGCAUGCACUAGUAUAUAAAUAUGUCAUCAUAUCAUAUAAUCAGCCAAUAAGAAAUCACCAACUCUUUUGGGGAAAAAACUUCGGUGUGAACUUUUUCUUUCCUCUGAGUUGUAUUUAGUUUGAAUUUGAUCAUUGUAGAAUUAAGAUUUAAUAAUGAGUACCAACCGCUCAUUAACGGCGAGUGCUUUUAUUCAUAGCCAUGUUCCAUCGACAGAUUUCGAAGUGUUCUAUAAUUACAGCGAUCCCAAUCUUGGUAGAACAAUAGAAUCUAAUAUUCUUGUACCUGAGUGGACUAACAGUCGGAAUAAUAUUGAAUUCGUCAAUGAUAAACUAACGACGAGAUGGAAUGACGAUAAUAUACAAGAAUAUUCGGUAAUAUCAAAUGUACCAAACGUGUCGAAUCGUUCCGAACUGAAUGUGCAAAAUCAUCAUUCAUCAAGGUCCAAGUUCGAAAUUAAUGUAGAAAGGGAGAGAAAUAAUAAUUCAUUUUAUACUAAACCACACGGAAUUUCAGUAAGUUUUAGUAUACCGCGUAAAGAGAGAACCGCAUUUACUAAAGAGCAAAUCAGGGAGCUGGAAGCCGAAUUUGUACAUUCAAAUUAUUUAACACGGCUUAGAAGAUAUGAAAUAGCGGUUGCCUUAGAUUUAACAGAACGACAGGUUAAAGUAUGGUUUCAAAACCGGCGUAUGAAAUGGAAGCGGCUUAAACUGGAGUCCCAAAUUUCUGAUGAAUUCCCAAAAAUAAAUAACCAACUGAUUAUAUAGAAAUUUAAAUAUUUCUUAUGUAUGUGUUACUUUGUAAUAUAUAUUGAAAAUUUAGAGAUAAUAAUAACAUAUACGAUAAAAACAA